Molecule: messenger RNA, 3721 nt
Organism: Thermothelomyces thermophilus ATCC 42464
Lineage: Eukaryota; Fungi; Ascomycota; Sordariomycetes; Sordariales; Chaetomiaceae
Exons: 4
Coding region: 168-3407 (1079 amino acids)
Biological process (GO): isoleucyl-tRNA aminoacylation
Molecular function (GO): ATP binding; tRNA binding; aminoacyl-tRNA deacylase activity
Source: RefSeq, a predicted model, not a curated record
CACAAACUGAAAUUUAUUACUCGGCAGGGGUGACGAGUGAGUCAAAGUCCAGCCCAACUCCUGCCAAACGUAUACCCGAGAACUCUCCGUUUCCGGGAACCCAGACGCGACAGUAACAUCUCGGUGCCCCUUCUUGUUCAAGAGGACCUCGGUGUGGGUUGCCCAGCAUGUCGAUCGACUUUCCGAAGGAGGAGGAGGCCAUCAUCGCCAGAUGGCGCGAGAUCAAAGCCUUUGAGCGACAGGUCGAGCUCUCUAAAGGGAACCCGAAUUACACCUUUUUCGAUGGACCGCCCUUCGCGACUGGCCUCCCCCAUUACGGCCAUUUGCUCGCCUCGACCAUCAAGGACAUUAUCCCGAGGUACUGGUCCAUGAAGGGCUACCACGUCGAGCGCCGUUUCGGCUGGGACACCCAUGGCCUACCUAUCGAGCACGAAAUCGACAAGAAGCUUGGCAUUUCGGGCAAGGCUGCCGUCAUGGAGUUGGGCUUGGAAAAGUACAACGCCGAGUGUCGGGCUAUUGUGAUGAGGUACCGUGAGGAAUGGAGGCACACGAUUGAACGCCUGGGUCGCUGGAUUGACUUUGAUAACGACUACAAGACCAUGGACCGGACAUUCAUGGAAUCCGAGUGGUGGGUGUUCAAGCAGAUCUUUGACAAGGGCCAGGUGUAUCAAGGGUACCGCGUGAUGCCCUACUCUACGGCCCUCACGACUGCCCUGAGCAACUUCGAGGCCAACCAGAACUACCAAGACGUAACCGACCCGGCAAUUGUCGUCUCCUUCCCCCUCAAUGAUGAUCCCGAAACGAGCUUUCUCGCUUGGACGACCACCCCGUGGACGCUGCCAUCCCACCUGGCCCUAGCAGCUCACCCGGACUUUGAGUACAUCAAGAUCCACGACGAAAAGUCGGGGAAGAACUACAUCUUGCUGGAGAAGCUCCUUGGGACCCUAUACAAAGAUCCCAAGAAGGCCAAGUUCAAGGUGCUUCAGAAGUUCAAGGGCAAAGAGAUGCUUGGAUGGAAGUACCAGCCACCGUUCAACUACUUUUACGAAGAGUACAAAGAUGUCGCGUUCAAGCUACUCAACGCGACGUACGUCACCGACGACAGUGGUACCGGCAUUGUCCACCAAGCCCCGGCGUUCGGUGAAGACGAUUACAACGUUGCUGUUGAAAACGGCAUCGUGACCGAGAAACGCCCACCUCCCGAUCCGGUGGAUGAUGCCGGCCGGUUCACCAGCAAGGUGUCAGACUUUGCGGGCAUGCACGUCAAGGAGGCCGACAAGCACAUCAUCAAGCACCUGAAGAACUCUGGUAGGCUGGUCGUGGAGUCACAAUUCAAGCACUCGUAUCCAAUGUGCUACCGCUCCGACACGCCCCUGAUCUACAAGGCGGUGCCAUCCUGGUUCGUGCGCAUUCCUGAGAUCAUCCCUCAAAUGCUUAAGAACAUUGAGGGCUCCCACUGGGUCCCGUCAUUCGUCAAGGACAAGCGCUUCGCUAGCUGGAUUUCCAAUGCGCGCGACUGGAACGUGUCCCGGAACCGGUAUUGGGGUACCCCCAUCCCACUCUGGGUGAGCGACGACCUAGAGGAGCGUGUAUGCGUGGGAAGUAUCGCCGAGCUCAAGGAGCUCAGCGGCUACGAGGGUGAGAUUACCGACCUCCACCGCGACAAGAUCGACCACAUCACCAUCCCUAGCAAGCAAGGCAAGGGCACUCUGAGGCGGGUAGAAGAAGUGUUCGACUGCUGGUUUGAGUCUGGAAGCAUGCCAUACGCCAGCAAGCACUAUCCUUUCGAAAAUCAAGAGCAGUUUGCGAAGUCCUUCCCUGGCGACUUCAUCGCCGAGGGCCUCGAUCAGACGAGGGGCUGGUUCUACACUCUGUUGGUUCUCGGCACGCACCUCUUCGGUGUUUCACCCUUCAAAAACUGUGUCGUCAAUGGCAUCGUGCUAGCAGAGGAUGGCAAGAAGAUGUCGAAGCGCCUCAAGAACUACCCAGAUCCGAACCUCAUCAUGGCCAAGUACGGGUCUGAUGCGCUCCGUCUGUACCUCAUCAACUCGCCCGUGGUGCGCGGAGAGCCUCUCCGAUUCAAGGAGUCGGGUGUCAAGGAGGUUGUUGCUAAGGUUCUCCUCCCCCUGUGGAACAGUUACAAGUUCUUUGAAGGCCAGAUUGCCUUGCUCAAGAAGAUGGAGAAUGUCGAUUACGUGUUCGACCCGAGCAUGGAGUCGUCGAAUACCAACGUGAUGGAUAAGUGGAUUUUGGCUAGCUGUCAGAGCUUGCUCAAGUUCGUCAAUGAGGAGAUGGCGGCUUACCGUUUGUACACGGUCGUGCCGAAGCUUCUUGAACUGAUCGACAACACGACGAACUGGUACAUCCGAUUCAACCGCAAGCGUCUCAAGGGUGAGAACGGUCUCAACGACACCCUCCACGCGUUGAACACCCUGUUCGAGGUGCUCUUUACUCUCUGCCGCGGCCUCGCGCCCUUCACGCCCUUCCUCACGGACAAUAUUUACCUACGAUUGCUCCCUCAUAUUCCCGAACACCUCCGGGGCCCGGAUCCCAGAAGCGUCCACUUCCUGCCCUUCCCGGAAGUGCGGCAGGAGCUUUUCAAUGCUGAAAUUGAACGGCGAGUGCAGCGGAUGCAGAAGGUCAUCGAACUGGCGCGGUACUCCCGCGAGAAGCGAAAUAUCGGCCUCAAGCAGCCGUUGAAAACCCUUAUUGUCAUUCACCAUGAUCCUCAGUAUCUGGAGGACGUGGGAUCGCUUCAAGGUUAUAUCGCCGAGGAGCUGAAUGUUCGCGAUCUGGUUUUGACCUCGGACGAGGCCAAAUAUGGGGUGCAGUACAGUGUUACGGCGGACUGGCCAGUGCUUGGCAAGAAGCUCAAGAAGGAUAUGGCCCGUGUCAAGAAGGCUCUUCCCAACGUCACAAGUGAGGAAGCUCAUGGCUAUGCCACCACCGGCAAGCUUGUUGUCGACGGCAUCACUCUUACUGAAGGUGAUCUGGUUGUCAAGCGUGGGCUCAAGGAGGACGACUCCUCCAAGAACCUCGAAACCAACACGGACAAUGAUGUUCUCACGAUCCUUGAUGUCGAGAUCUACCCUGGUUUAGCCGAGGAGGGUCUUGCCCGUGAGAUCAUCAACCGGGUUCAGCGGCUACGGAAGAAGGCGGGCUUACAGCCAACGGACGACGUCAAGAUGGAGUACCAGGUCCUGUCUGACCCGGAGCAGACCGGCAUCGAGAAGGUGUUUGAGACGCAUAAGCCGACCAUUUUGAAGGCGCUGCGGAGGGCACUAGAUAAGCACGAGGCGACGCAUGUCGACGGCCAAGUUUCGGACAAGAAGGAGGAGGGUCUCAUUGCGGAAGAGGAACAGGAAGUGGGCAAGGCGACCUUCCUUUUGCGGCUGUUGAAGUUGUAGAGCGUUACGCCGGCUGAUGAAACAAAUGAUUCAUUGUUGAACAGCCGCUAUGCUUAUCGGUUCAUGAGCUAAGCAUGCAGCAAAAUAGAAUUGAGUGUGAUUACUUGCUGUGUAAUCUAAACCAUGGUCGUCACUUUUUCCCCUUCGCGGCGGCCUGCUUCAAUGUAAGAGGAUCGGUUUGCUACUUGCUGGAGCAAAAAGGGACCCGAAAAUCGUACCAAAUAGCAAUCCUUGAGCUUCAUGAAUUCUUUGACGCACUUAUCUUUGUGGACCGAAUUAUAAUCUGCAAAAACACAUUGGCCAUAUACAGCAGC